This is a messenger RNA of Manis javanica (Malayan pangolin), 858 nucleotides long. Lineage: Eukaryota; Metazoa; Chordata; Mammalia; Pholidota; Manidae. The record is from RefSeq and is a predicted model, not a curated record.
GGAAGGGGCGUCGUUGCCUCGGGAACGGCGUCCUGGUCGCGAAAGAUGGCGGGGAAAGGUCUUGGCUCCGGGAGACGGAGCGUUCCAGGGGCGCCGCUCGCGCCGCGCGUUCCGCAGCCUACCGUACCUCGCCGGGACCUCCUCGCCAAGGAGGAGGAGUAUAAAGGUCUGAUAUCUGAAGGGACAGUUCAUCUACAUUCAGAAACUAAGUCAAAGAACAAAAACAAUAAUCCAGUAAACAAAGUUCAAACCAAACUACGCUCUGCAAGUAAAGGAAGGAAAACACAUUUAAGUAUAAAAUCAAAAUACUCUGAUGUACCAACUGCCAAUGAUGUUGCCAUUCCAGAGGAUUUCUCAGACUUUUCUCUUAUAAAAACAAUUAGCAAAAUUGAAGGGCAACUGGAGGAAGAAGGCUUUUCUGGUGAUACAGAUGAUGAUGAUAUUUUUUGUGGUGUUAGUAAAGACAUUGGAACAGAAGCACAGAUCAGAUUUCUAAAGGCCAAACUCCGUGUUAUGCAGGAGGAAUUGGAUAAUGUUGUAUGUGAAUGCAAUAAAAAGAAGGAUGAAAUUCAGGAUUUAAAGUCUCAGAUAAAAAAUUUUGAAGAAGAUUGUGUGAGACAGCAGCGAACAAUUAAUUUGCAACAGUCUCAAGCAGAAAAAUACAAAACUCUUUUUGAAGAAGCAAACAAAAAAUGUGAUGGAUUAUACCAACAGCUGUCUUCAUUAGAAAAGGUAACAAUUUUGCUCUUUUCUAACUUAAUGCCAAAGAUACACUAAAACAUUAAAGUUACACAUUCGUAUAGACACAACUUCUGGUUCAGUUAUUUUGUUAGUAUUUACUAAAUACUCCAUCAUAUA